Molecule: messenger RNA, 1083 nt
Organism: Zingiber officinale
Lineage: Eukaryota; Viridiplantae; Streptophyta; Magnoliopsida; Zingiberales; Zingiberaceae
Exons: 5
Coding region: 167-925 (252 amino acids)
Source: RefSeq, a predicted model, not a curated record
GGGCGAUAGCGAUAUACCUUUCGCGAAGGGCAUCCUUCCUUUGAUCAUUCCUGGGCGAUAGCGAUAUACCUUGCUGGGGGGGCGAAGGGCACAUUUUCCUUUUCGUAUCUGGUGUACCUUUCCACGAUCCGGGCCUGCGGAACGAAUCCAUAAAAAGGAAAAGAUAAUGGAGACACUACAAGCAACUCCUAUUCCAUUCCCAGGCGCGCAUUAUUUCAGGGCGAUCGAUCUCCCUGUAGACGGCGGUCGUGGCGCAGAUCAGCUCAGCUCAGCUAUGAGAGCGCUUCUGUGCUUUCAAGCUGCCGUGCCCUCCGUGCUUUGCGCUUCCAAAGCAAACACCGGCACCGGCUUCGGUUUGCUUGGCCGCUGCCGCAGUCUCAGCUUUCCCCGAUCGACCGGCCCCUUCAUCCCGGCGCCAUUGUGCAGCUUCUCCGGGAAACCGCCGACUCCUCCUACUUCGCCAACUCCGCCUUCGGAGGACUCCGGCAGCCAUCAGGAUGAGCAGGGAAGGGAUCCUGUUGAUGAACAGCUCCAGGAUUUAGAAAUCAGCAUCAAAGAGUACAAUGCCUUAUUAGCUCUAGUCCAAAAACACUUGGAUCAGCUCCAUGAUUUAGAAAUCAGCAUCAAAGAGCACAAUGCCUUAUUAGUUCUAGCCCAAAAACACUUGGAUCAGAAAGACUAUGAGAAAGCUGAAGCUAUCCGAGGCAGGAUUCAGAAUCGCGAAGAACAUGGUAAAAUGAACUCGAAGCCGCUUCUUCUGGAGGCUGUUAUUAACUUCACAUUGGCAGUGGAGAAGUUGCGAGAAGGAGAAAAUAAAAAGAGUGGCGAGUUAAAAACAUUGAUUGAGAGUGGCAAAAAUUUGUGGGGAGCUUACAAGAAAUGGAAUGAGGACGUCGGACUUCAAGCACCAGAAGUGGAGGAGUGAAUAGGACAUAGAUCUUUAUGACUUUUGUUCCACAAAUGGUAAUCAUAGUCUUGCCUAGUCAAGCAUAAUUCGUUCUCACCCAAACUCAAAUCAUGUUUCUUAUUCUUAUCUUGUUAUGUCAAUUGCGUACUGAAAGGUAGGUGGGGUUGCGAUGCAAA